Orcinus orca (killer whale) is the source of this 1187-nucleotide messenger RNA. It is a transcript of the gene FBL, whose product is annotated as fibrillarin. The record is from RefSeq and is a predicted model, not a curated record. NCBI's taxonomy places the organism in Eukaryota, Metazoa, Chordata, Mammalia, Artiodactyla, Delphinidae. Gene Ontology annotation, molecular function: histone H2AQ104 methyltransferase activity; rRNA methyltransferase activity; RNA binding. Gene Ontology annotation, cellular component: nucleolus; small-subunit processome; box C/D methylation guide snoRNP complex. The coding region runs from base 126 to 1106 and encodes 326 amino acids. Gene Ontology annotation, biological process: box C/D sno(s)RNA 3'-end processing; rRNA methylation. The transcript is spliced from 9 exons.
GGGCUGCGUGGUUGCAUCACGCAGUGUACGUCGCCGCGCGUGCGCUCCUUUCCACGUGCGAAAGCCCCAGACGCGUGGACCCGGGGAAGCCGCAGAUUACUGAGCCGUGCAGCUCCACGCUCGCUAUGAAGCCAGGUUUCAGCCCCCGUGGGGGCGGCUUCAGUGGCCGAGGUGGCUUUGGUGACCGUGGCGGUCGCGGCGGAGGCCGUGGAGGCUUUGGCGGAGGCCGCGGAGGCUUUGGCGGAGGCCGUGGAGGCUUUGGCGAGGGCCGAGGCCGAGGCGGAGGCUUUAGGGGCCGUGGGCGAGGAGGGGGAGGAAGAGGUGGCGGGUUCCAGUCUGGUGGCAGCCGGGGUCGUGGUCGGGGAGGAAGAAAAGGAAACCAGUCGGGGAAGAAUGUGAUGGUCGAGCCUCAUCGGCAUGAGGGUGUCUUCAUUUGUCGGGGAAAGGAAGAUGCACUGGUCACCAAGAAUCUGGUCCCUGGAGAAUCGGUUUAUGGAGAGAAGAGAGUCUCGAUUUCGGAGGGAGAUGACAAAAUCGAGUACCGCGCCUGGAACCCCUUCCGUUCCAAGCUGGCGGCAGCAAUCCUGGGCGGCGUGGACCAGAUCCACAUCAAGCCAGGGGCCAAGGUGCUCUACCUGGGGGCUGCCUCGGGCACCACCGUCUCUCACGUCUCUGAUAUCGUAGGCCCGGACGGUCUGGUCUAUGCAGUUGAAUUCUCCCACCGUUCUGGCCGUGACCUCAUUAACUUGGCCAAGAAGAGGACCAACAUUAUUCCUGUCAUUGAAGAUGCUCGGCACCCGCACAAAUACCGCAUGCUCAUCGCAAUGGUGGAUGUGAUCUUUGCUGACGUGGCCCAGCCAGACCAGACGCGGAUUGUAGCCCUGAAUGCCCACACCUUCCUGCGUAAUGGAGGACACUUUGUGAUUUCCAUUAAGGCCAACUGCAUUGACUCCACAGCCUCUGCAGAGGCCGUGUUUGCCUCUGAAGUGAAAAAGAUGCAGCAGGAGAACAUGAAGCCCCAGGAGCAGUUGACGCUAGAGCCAUACGAAAGAGACCACGCUGUGGUCGUGGGUGUGUACAGGCCACCCCCCAAAGUGAAGAACUGAAGCCCAGCGCCAUCAGGAUCGCGAGAGACUGUGCUGCUACUGUUAACUGUGUGUUUUUCUAUUAAAAGACUCAUCAGUCUC